Molecule: messenger RNA, 782 nt
Organism: Cydia strobilella
Lineage: Eukaryota; Metazoa; Arthropoda; Insecta; Lepidoptera; Tortricidae
Product: cuticle protein 7-like
Exons: 2
Coding region: 99-713 (204 amino acids)
Cellular component (GO): extracellular matrix
Source: RefSeq, a predicted model, not a curated record
CCGAAACAUAAAUGCACCGCUAUGGGUGUAUAUAAAUAGUUGCAGAAAACCUAAGUGUAUCAGUUGCAAGUCGAAGUCGAGCAAUUACACUUACAAUAAUGGCUGCGAAGUUCGUCGUUGUAGCUCUCUUGGUGGCGGCCGCCCAGGGCAGCGCAAUCCAUGGCGGUAACUACAACAGCUUCUCUUAUGGAGUGUCGGACCCCCACACCGGCGACGUGAAGAGCCAACACGAGACCCGCGUGGGCGACAGCGUGGUCGGACAGUACUCGCUGCUGGAGUCUGAUGGCACAAAGCGCACCGUCGACUACGCCGCUGAUGCCCACUCCGGAUUCAACGCUGUUGUGCGCAAGGACCCUCUGCUGCACGCCGCUCCCGUCGCCAUUGCCCACGCCGCUCCUCUAGCGUACGCCUCUCACGCCGCUCCCCUGGCGUACGCCGCUCACGCCGCUCCUCUGGCGUACGCCGCCCACGCAGCUCCUCUGGCUCACUCCGCCUACUCUACCCAAAUCGCCCAUGCCGCUCCCCUGGCCCACAUCGCUCACGCUGCCCCCAUUGCCCACACCGCCUACGCCGCUCCAAUCUCCCAUGGCGCUAUCGGCUACGGUGCCCAUGGCGCCAUCGGCUACGGUGCCCAUGGUGUCGGCCUGGGUUACACCGGUCAUGGACUCGGUCUCGGCCAUGGUCUUGGAUACGGUCAUGGACUCGCCUGGUGAAUGUAGUAUAUGUGGUUAGUUAAUGAAGAACGACUGUGUUGACAAAUAAAAUGAAAUAUUUAAUUUAAA